Dentiscutata erythropus is the source of this 1372-nucleotide messenger RNA. The record is from the annotation of a GenBank genome assembly. Lineage: Eukaryota; Fungi; Glomeromycota; Glomeromycetes; Diversisporales; Gigasporaceae.
AUGGAAGUUUCUGAUGAUGGAGCAUUCAUUAAUACAUUAAAAAAGUAUUUUUCAUCAUUAGAUGAACCUAUGCACCCAGAAACAACCAAUCCGAAAUUACAAGAUUUAACAAAAUUUGAUCAAUUAAUGAUUGUAGCAUUUAAAGAAUUUUCAAGUGUUACAACACAAAGUGUAAUAGAACUUCGAAAUACUUUUCAACUUAAAGUAAUUCAUAAUAUUGAAAGUUUUACAAAACGUGAUAUAAUAAGAAAUCUUUCAGAUACUUGCAAAUUUUCAAAAGAAGAUAUUUCAGUUAUUUAUGAUAAGUAUUAUACAGCACAAUUUUAUGGUAAACAAAAAAGUGUUCGUAAUGAUUCUAGAAUGGAUUUAACAACUUUUUAUCGAUUUUUGGGAAAUAUUACUAAUUGGGCAAAAUUAGAAGAUGAUGAAUUAAGUAAUAGUGAAAAUGGUGUACCAAGAGAUAGUCAAGGACGUAGAAUUGUUGGAUAUAAAAUAAUUAAUAGAUUAUUUAAUCAUUUUGAUAAAUCAUCAUCUGGUGGUAUUACUCUUCAAGAUGUUGUAACAGGAUUUGGUGAAAUUAAAUUUGGAGAUAUGAUGUCAAGAAUAAAUCUUUUUUUCAAUUUACAUGAUGGUGAUAAAGAUGGUUAUUUAUUAAAAGAAGAAAUUUUACAAUUAUCAGAAAGUCUUUUAUUUAUAUUUCGUUUUCGUCAAGAUGAUAAUUAUCUUAGUUCAGUUUCAAAUUUUAUUAAGAAUGCUUUCGAAUAUAGUGAUCCUUCGAUUGAAAAAAAAGAUUUAAAAGAAGUUGUAGAAAAUGUUAUAGAUGCACAACGUAAUAGUCAAGAAGAUGGAGAACGUAGAAUGUCUUUUCCAUCUUUUCGUAUGGUAAUUUUAGCUGAUGCUUAUCUUGAAAAUUUUUUUGAUAAUGAUUUUGCUUCAACAUUUAAUCUUGUUGAACCCGUUGAAGAAAGACAAAAAGGAUUAGGACGUGAAAUAUUUAAUGUAUUAAUGUCUGAUGGAAUGAAAUUAGCUAAUAGUUUUGGUAAACGAUUAAAUAAUCGUAGAAAAUUGCAAGCAGAACGUAAAAAAUCACAAAGUUCUAGUAGUUCAUCAGAUAAUCAAAAAUCGAAACGACAAAGUAGAAUAUCUCUUAAAUCUGAUAAUUCUGAAAGCACUACUUCGCUUCUGGCUGAAGAUGAAUCUACAGAAUCAUUUGUUUCUAUAGAAUCCAAUGAGGUACCACGAAAUGCAUCAAGUUCUUCAACAGAUGAAGAAGACGAUGGACUUUUACAAGAAGUUGAUAGACUUUUAAGUGAAUAUAGUAUUAAUGAAUCUGAAAAUUUGGAUGACGAAAAUAGUAUAAAUUACGAUGAUG